Molecule: messenger RNA, 996 nt
Organism: Penicillium brevicompactum
Lineage: Eukaryota; Fungi; Ascomycota; Eurotiomycetes; Eurotiales; Aspergillaceae
Gene: gliI
Product: aminotransferase gliI
Exons: 4
Coding region: 1-996 (331 amino acids)
Biological process (GO): biosynthetic process; amino acid metabolic process
Molecular function (GO): pyridoxal phosphate binding; transaminase activity
Source: RefSeq, a predicted model, not a curated record
AUGUUGUCUUCACGUUGUAUCUCGAGAAAUGAAACCAUCAUUCCAAGCCUUCUCAAACAGCAUGAUGCAGUUCUUUCAGGCAGUGCUUCAACCAUUGAUCUCAGUACAGCCGACAACUGGCAUGUCAAAGAGAUCGUUUUGGAUUUGCUGCGUGAGAUGCAAGGCGACAACACCGAGAAUCAAAUUUGCGAUCCUGGCGACGGUAUUUUGAUUGCGACGCCCUACUGGGCAGGUCUCGACAUUUCACUCAGCAUUCACGGCCAGACAAAAGUCAUCCCUGUUCAUGUCCCUCUUUCGGAAUUUUUCACCCCGGAAAGCAUUCGAUACUACGAGUCAGCCGCUGAGAGUUCUCCCGUCCCUAUCAAAGCGGUUCUGCGUCUUGAUUUGCACUAUAUCUCCGAUGAGGUGUAUGCACUCUCCGCUCAUAAGCCCGCGCCCGAGGGUUUUGUUCCCUUCGUGUCGAUCCUCGAGAUGUGUGAGGCUAAAAUGAUCAAAAAGACCCAUAUCAUAUACAGCAUCAGCAAGGAUUUUGGUUGCAGUGGGAUCCGAGUGGGCGCAUUGAUCACACAAAAUGAGCCUGUUCGCCUCAGUGCCGCUUUGAGUCUUCACAGUCAGGUAUCUUCUUUGUCCACUUCGUUCGCUUCCAAGGUCCUCGAAGAAGAAAGUAUCACGACGAUAUGCGACCAUGGAGGGAAGCAGUUGAAAGUUGCGUAUGAGGUUAUGACUUCAUUCUUUGAGACGCAUAGGAUAGAAUAUAUAUCCGGAGGGUACGGAAUGUUUGUUUUUGCCAGGUUGUGUCCAGUAAAGACCUUUGAGGAGGAGCAGAGGCUUCUCGGUCAUAUCAGAUCUAAUGGGGUGUCUCUUUCGUCGGGGACAAGCUACCACUUCAAAGAGCUAGGAUGGUUUCGGCUUUGCUAUGGUGUGACCCUUGAUCAGUUGGAUGAGGCCUUGAAGAGAGUUCAUCGUGGAGUGUGUGAUCAUCUCAAUGUUGCAUAG